This is a messenger RNA of Benincasa hispida (wax gourd), 1177 nucleotides long. RefSeq names its product peroxisomal membrane protein 11D. The record is from RefSeq and is a predicted model, not a curated record. Gene Ontology annotation, biological process: peroxisome fission. NCBI's taxonomy places the organism in Eukaryota, Viridiplantae, Streptophyta, Magnoliopsida, Cucurbitales, Cucurbitaceae. Gene Ontology annotation, cellular component: peroxisomal membrane.
GAUAGCUGCCAAAAGGGUUGCGAUAUUUUUGUUCGCAUGUCUCCGAUGGAAGAGAACCAAUCACGCCCUUAUCACUCUCUCUUUAUCAUCAUCUUCCAUUAGCAGGAACACGGAAGCUGCUGCUGUUACUGAGAGCCUCAAAUCCCACCCUUAGCAAUACAGAGCACAGGAAACGAAGAAGAAUUCACAAAUAUUGUAAAAUUUAUUAUUCUCAGCUUUUUCUUUGUAGUUAUAUCUGAUUUAGAGUCCCAUUUCUGUGAUUAUCUGUUCAGGUGCAUAAGUUUAAGAGAUGAGCACAUUGGAUGUAACCAGAGCAGAACUUGCGCUUGUUGUUUUGUAUCUGAAUAAGGCUGAAGCCAGAGACAAGAUAUGCAGAGCUAUACAAUAUGGCUCUAAAUUCUUGAGCAAUGGAGAACCUGGAACAGCACAGAAUGUUGAUAGAUCCACUGCCUUAGCACGCAAAGUCUUUCGUCUUUUCAAGUUUGUCAAUGAUCUGCAUGGACUAAUCAGCCCUACUCCCCAAGGAACACCUCUACCCCUUGUUCUUUUAGGGAAGUCCAAGAAUGCUUUGUUAUCGACUUUUCUAUUCCUUGAUCAAAUUGUUUGGCUCAGUAGGACGGGCAUCUAUAAGAACAAAGAACGCGCGGAGCUGAUUGGCCGGAUAUCACUCUUUUGUUGGAUGGGUUCAUCAAUCUGUUCCACAUUGGUUGAGCUUGGAGAGCUUGGGAGGCUUUCCUCAGCAAGAAAAAAGCUGGAGAAGGAUCUUAAGAAUAGGAAUAAAUAUGAAGAUGAGAAAUACUGCGCAAAGGUCAAGCAAUCGAACGAGCGGUCCCUUGCACUGAUUAAAGCCGCCAUGGAUGUUGUUGUUGCAAUUGGACUACUUCAGUUGGCACCUAAGAAAAUAACUCCUCGCGUCACUGGAGCAUUUGGAUUUGCCACCUCUUUGAUAUCAUGUUAUCAGUUGCUUCCAUCAGCACCAAAGUCCAAGGCCUCUUAAAGAAAGAAACUCCUUGCUACUCAAGAGCAUGAAUGUCAUUUAAAUAAUUAUUUUAACGUGUAAAAAAAAAAACAGAGAUAUUUACUGUAGUACCUUGCUGCAUUCACUGACUUUAAGGUGAACCUGAAAUAUUUAUAUAUCUAUUAUAUAUAGUUUUUUCUUUUUCAUCAUGAACGUUUG